This is a messenger RNA of Rana temporaria (common frog), 1529 nucleotides long. It is a transcript of the gene CMKLR2, whose product is annotated as G protein-coupled receptor 1. Gene Ontology annotation, cellular component: plasma membrane. Gene Ontology annotation, molecular function: G protein-coupled receptor activity; complement receptor activity. The transcript is spliced from 2 exons. NCBI's taxonomy places the organism in Eukaryota, Metazoa, Chordata, Amphibia, Anura, Ranidae. Gene Ontology annotation, biological process: inflammatory response; complement receptor mediated signaling pathway; phospholipase C-activating G protein-coupled receptor signaling pathway. The record is from RefSeq and is a predicted model, not a curated record. The coding region runs from base 418 to 1488 and encodes 356 amino acids.
ACGGACAGCGUAAUAGUUUGGGACAGAACAUUCCAAAUCUUUCCGCAUAGCAACCCUAAACAAGCCUCUGUGUCUACACAGGGUGUGGUGGACCGUAGUAAUUUGUUUUCAAAAGGUCUCUGUAGACCAGUCAUCUUUGCCUGGCCAGAAGACAAACUCUGUGUGCAAGUGUUCACUGCUAAAGCACAGCAAGCACUGACCAUCUUAGCUCCAAACUCUGUUAGAUCCGAUGUGACAAGUCACAAGUCACAUCCUCAAUCUGAAAACUGGAAAUGACACUCCUUCGAGGGAGGGAGAAUGAGCUGCUCUCUUGCAAGAACACAUGAAUCACAGUAUUUCAGUCUGCUGCACAUCUGUGCAUAACAUCAUAUUGUCUACACUCACAGCAGCUGCUUAGCUGCUUACCUCAAGUAAAGGAUGAAUUUGACGAUGAAUGAGACUUUCCCUGAAGAGUUGGACUUCUUAAACUAUACUUAUGAGUACUACGACUUGGAUGAGGCACCAUAUGGUGCAACAGAGCCACAGGCACUCCAUAUAAUAUCUAUUGUGAUCUACUCGCUGGCAUUCCUACUUGGGGUACCAGGAAACUCAAUGGUCAUCUGGUUCACUGGUUUCAAAUGGGAGAAAACCGUCAGCACGAUGUGGUUCCUCAAUCUGGCCAUUGCAGACCUAAUCUUCGUGUUGUUUUUGCCUCUACACAUUACAUAUGUGGCUACAGAUUUCCACUGGCCUUUUGGGAAGAUACUUUGCAAAGUUAAUUCAUUCAUUGCUAUUCUAAACAUGUUUGCCAGCGUGUUUUUUCUCACUGUAAUCUGCUUUGACCGAUAUAUCUUUUUGGCCUGUCCAAACUUUUCUCAGAAACAUCGAACACUGGGCAAAGCUGUCAUCGUCAGUGGGGUGGUAUGGACAACUGCCACCAUUAUUGCUAGUCCAUCUCUGUACUUUAGAGACAUUGCAACAGAUACCCAGAUGGCCACCAUCUGCUAUAAUAAUUUCCACGAGCAUGAUCAUAAUGUUAUCCUGAAGAUUCACACAUCCUUUACCUUAAUAAGGUUUUUUAUUGGAUAUCUUUUUCCUUUGCUAACAAUGAUUAUAUGUUAUACAACCCUGACUAUCAAAUUGAAGAUGCUAAACAAAAAAGCCAACAGCAAGUUCUUCUGGGUGGUCUUGGCUGUUGUGGUGGCUUUUUUCAUCUGCUGGACUCCUUAUCACAUAUUUAGUUUGCUGGAGUUAAAGAUCCAUCACAGCGAUGAAUAUGGCGAAUGGCUAAGAAUUGGCAUGCCUAUUUCCACCAGUCUGGCCUUUGUUAACAGCUGUAUCAACCCGAUCUUUUAUGUCCUUAUCAGUAAAGUGUUCAGGACACAUUUAGAGGCCUCGCUUGCAGAAAUAUUUAAAAACACUCUACGGGACAUGAAACAGACAUCUACGCGAAGUGAAAAGCUUGUGGACUCCGAAAAUAAUUCAACAUACUGUGAAACAGUUUCCUAAAAAGUAUAUAUCUAUAUAUACACACACACACAGUAUAUAUA